ACCUGGAACUGCCUGGAACAACCAUUUUGAGUUUUAAAAAUAAACGUCUAAAAACGUGGGAAAGUUGAAUUGUUAAUUAAAAACUAAUUAAGUGGUCUAUUAAGCAUGGGUGAUGAAAUUUAUUACGUUGAAAAGAUCCUUAAUCGCAAAGUGGUAAAUGGAAAACCAUAUUAUUUCAUUAAAUGGGAAGGCUAUACCGAAAGUGAUAAUACUUGGGAACCAGCUGAAAAUUUGGAUAAAACCUUAAUAGAAAUAUUUGAAGUCAAACACUAUGGAAUUAAUCGUGUUGAACAAGGAACUUUUGAUACUGAUGACUCUAAUGAUGAACUUAUGGUCCCUUUGAAGGAAAAGCAAACAGAAAAAAGUGAAGAAGAUGUUUUUAAGAAACCAGAACCAAAAUUCUUGACUGAUAAACAAGCUAGUGAAAUUGUUGUUAAAAUAGAAAGUUCAUUGGCAAAUAUGGAUCAUAAAGAGUCGCAUUACAGAAAUCAUCCGUCGAUUAAUAAUGAUCGUUUUCAUGCAAACAUAAAGAAGGAAAAUAAGCUUCACUCAUCUGAAAAUCAGGAACGAAUUAAAUUAUCUGAAAAGAAAGACAAAAAGAAUCAGUUGUCUGAAAUUAAGGAUGUACACGACAAAAAGUAUCACUCAUCAGAAAGUAAGGAACGAAAGAAUUCCUACGAAAAGAAGCAUCAUUUGUCUGAUCACAAGGAUCGAAAGGAAUCUUAUGAAAAAAAGCAUUCCUCAUCAGACAAGAAGGAUCGAAAUGAUUCUUACGAUAAGAGAGACAAAAAGCAUUAUUCUUCAGAAAAUAAGGAUCGGAAAGAGCUUCACGGUAAGGAUCAUCACUCAUCAGAGAAGAAGAAUCGAAACGAUUUGUACGAAAAGAAGCAUCAUUCGUCCGAAAGUAAAGAAUUGAAGGGAAAGAAGGAAUCCACAACGAAUAAGGCUGAUUUGUGCAAACGUGGACUUUCUGGUUACAAAUCUGGACCUGCUAAAACUAAAGAGGAGUUAAACAAACCUGGACCUUCUGGAUAUAAAGCUGGAAAAGAUGCAAAGGAGAAGAAGGUUCGUCGUGACGAUGUUAAAGUAAAGCGCCUUGACAAGACUAAGAAAUCUAAGAACAAACUUAUUUUGGAUCAUAUUCUUGGCUUUACUGAUGUUGAUAAUCAGUUGCAUUGCCUCCUUCAAUUCAAAAAUAACGUCGUUCGACGUCUUCCUCACAAAACAGUCCGCGAAAAAUUUCCUCAAGGACUUAUCGACUAUUAUGAGAAGCAUAUGACAUGGAGCUAUUGAUUUCUUGGAGCAAUCUUGCUGUUUUUUUUUUCAAUUAUUUCAGCCGUGCUUUUUCAAUUACAUAAUUUUUUUGAAUAUUGCAAGACAUUACACAUAUGAGAAUUUAUAAUACAAAUCAUUUAAAGAAAUAAUAAAUGAACUUUUCAA
Molecule: messenger RNA, 1440 nt
Organism: Chironomus riparius
Lineage: Eukaryota; Metazoa; Arthropoda; Insecta; Diptera; Chironomidae
Source: the annotation of a GenBank genome assembly